Messenger RNA from Aspergillus luchuensis, 327 nucleotides. RefSeq names its product DUF3425 domain-containing protein. The transcript has a single exon. NCBI's taxonomy places the organism in Eukaryota, Fungi, Ascomycota, Eurotiomycetes, Eurotiales, Aspergillaceae. The record is from RefSeq and is a predicted model, not a curated record. Bases 1 to 327 code for a protein of 108 amino acids.
AUGGCUGCCGAUGAGGCGCUGUCAAUGUUCGCCAUGAUUGGACCACGAUGUCUAGCAACAAUCGGUCGGGAGGCUCUCCUGCCACCUGCAUUACAGCCCACAGAGAUUCAACGCACUGUACCCCAUCAUCCCUGGCUUGACCUCAUUCCCAUAUCUAAGAUGCGCGACAACCUGAGUCUAAUGGAGAAUCUGAUGGACGAUGGCCAAUUGUGUCGGGAUAUGUGCGGCUACCACUCUCAGGUACUUCGGGCGGGGCGUGGAUGUCAAACGGGGAUAGGAGAAACGGGAGUGAUCGUGUGGAAAGACCCCUGGGAUCCUGCUGGCUAG